Pelecanus crispus (Dalmatian pelican) is the source of this 774-nucleotide messenger RNA. Lineage: Eukaryota; Metazoa; Chordata; Aves; Pelecaniformes; Pelecanidae. The record is from RefSeq and is a predicted model, not a curated record.
AUGGAGGCUUUAAAGACAGCCUCCAGGGUGGAGAGCGAUCACAGUGUCACCAUGUGCAAGUCUCAAUCACUUGGUCUUUCAGACUUGCUGCGCUGGCUGCCCUGUGCAGCACAAGUAUCACUUCAGAUUGCCUAUGCUGAGUACCCGAGGUACUACUCUCACAUCUGCGGUGGAACCCUUAUCAGCAGCAAAUGGGUCAUGACUGCAGCCCAUUGCCUCAGCAUCUACCGAGUGGCUCUGGGUGAGCACAAUCUCUCGACAGUGGAUGGCACCGAGUACUAUAUCGAUGUGGAGAGAGUCUUCAUUCAUGAUGGCUGGAAUCCCUCUGAUAUUGCCAAUGGCUAUGACAUUGCCCUGCUGCGCCUCGAUUCUCCUGCCUAUGGCAAUGGGUUCGUUGAGCUGGGAGCGCUUCCACCUGCAGGAGAAAUUUUACCCAAUAACUAUCCCUGCUAUAUUACUGGCUGGGGGGUGGUUAGUGUGGAUGGCAGCACUGUGGACACACUGCAGGAGACGAUGUUGCCGGUGGUCGACCAUGAGAUCUGCUCCCAGCAAGACUGGUGGGGAUCUCUAGCAAAAGUCACUAUGAUCUGUGCAGGUGGAGAUGGCGUGAAGUCUGGAUGCAGUGGGGACUCUGGGGGCCCUCUCAGCUGCUACAAAGACAAUCGCUGGGAAGUCCACGGGAUUGUCAGUUUUGGGCUAGUUCCUUACUGUAACACCUACAGGAAGCCAACCGUCUUCACACGUGUGUCAGCCUACAUAGACUGGAUCGACAGC